AUGCCUCCUGUCGCUCAAUUUCCUGGAAUGCAAGCCCAGCAACCCUCUACUUGGGAAAAGUUCAAGAUGGGUCUCUUUAUGGGUACUGCUGUUGGUGGCUGCAUUGGUCUUCUUUUUGGAACCGUGGCUGUGUUCCAACAUGGCGCCGGCCCUAACGGUAUUGUCCGCAGCAUUGGCCAGUACAUGAUGGGCUCUGCCGCCACUUUCGGUCUCUUCAUGUCCAUUGGCUCCAUCAUUCGUUCUGAGGAACAAACCCCCCGUACUCCUCUUGCCUGGCAACUGGCCUACGCUCGCGCCCGCAUCAUGUCGCGCGAGGAUGCUUCCAAGCGUCUGUGA
This is a messenger RNA of Magnusiomyces paraingens, 336 nucleotides long. RefSeq lists its product as uncharacterized. Gene Ontology annotation, cellular component: TIM23 mitochondrial import inner membrane translocase complex. Lineage: Eukaryota; Fungi; Ascomycota; Dipodascomycetes; Dipodascales; Dipodascaceae. Bases 1 to 336 code for a protein of 111 amino acids. The record is from RefSeq and is a predicted model, not a curated record. The transcript is spliced from 3 exons. Gene Ontology annotation, biological process: protein insertion into mitochondrial inner membrane; protein import into mitochondrial matrix.